AUGGGCAAGGACGUCUUCGGCACCAUGCGCUACGGCUGCACUGUGCCGGGCUGUGCGUGCACCGACUACCUGUGCAAGAUCGACGCGAUGACGCACGACGAGCGCGUCGCGGUCGUCGUGCACCAUCCGCGCAACUCGCCGGAGUACGUGCAGUGCGUGUGCGGCCACCAGGUGACGCAGCACCGCGACUCGGCAGGGCCGCCGGCCGGCUUGCCGCCAGCGGCGGACGGCAGCGUGCCGUUGCGCAAGUGUGACAUCUGCAAGAAGAUGAAGGGUGUGUGCAGGGAGCCGAGCGUGCCCGGCCACCUGCCGUGGGCAGAGGCCUUCUGCGGCAAGUGCUUCACCAAGCCGAACGCCAAGGGCUGCAAGAAGAUGGACGAGGACGGGCACUGGACCACCGCCGCCGGUCUCAGUGCCGGAGCGCCGGCGCCCGAGGCUGCUGCCGCCGACGCCGCCGUGGCGGAAGGCACGGUGGCGUCCGUGCCGACAUUCGACCUCGGCGCCUUUACGCAUGGCUCGGAAGAGGAACGAGCUGUGCUGGCCGACGCGUGGGACGCCGCCUUCCGCGAGGUCGGCUUCUGCCUGCUGACCAACUACGAGCACAUUCUUCCGGAGCGCCUCAUCGAGCAGGUGCGCAGCGAGGCGGCAGACUUCUUUGCACUGCCGGCCGAGGACAAGCAGCGAGAGGCGUACGUCGACGGCACGACGGGGUACAUUGGGCCGGGCGGCGAGAACGUCGGUGCGAGCGCCGGCCAUCCGAGCGCGCAGCCCGACCUGGUCGAGUCGCUCAACCUGCCCGGCUACCAGGCGAGCGAGCUCACGAUCUCCCCUGUGACCUCCCCCCAUGCCCGGGUCGAGUCGCUCAGCCUGCCCCGCUGCCAGGAGGAGGGCGCCACGUGGGAGGCGCGCGCCGCGGCGGGCGAAGCCGGCGCGUGGCGUGCGCCCGCGUGGGCGGGUGCGCGGCUGCCGCGGGCGGAGGAGUACUGGGCGGCGUGCAGCGCGCUGAUGGUCGAGCUGCACGCGCUCUCGGAGCGCGCGCUCGCGCUGCCCGCCGGCUUCUUCGACGCGCCGUACGCGCGGCCCGGCGCGCUGCUGCGCCUCGCCUCGUACCCGCCGCUGCCGCCCGCCGAGCCCGCCGCCGAGCCCGCCGGCGAGCCCGCCGCCGAGGCCGCCAGAGAGGCCGCCGAGCCCGCCGGCGCGCUGCGCUACGGCGCGCACACCGACUUCGACGGCUUCACCAUCCUGCAGCGCGGCGGCGAGGACGACGGCGGCGCGCAGAGCGGCGGGCUCGAGAUCCAGCGCGGCGGGCCGAGCGGUGAGUGGAUGCGCGUGCCCGCGCCGCCGCGCACGCUCACGAUCAACAUCGGCGACCUGCUCGCGCGCUGGACCAACGACCGCUGGCGCGCCACCGUGCACCGCGUCGCGCCGCCCUCGCCGGGCGGCCCCGCGCGUGGCCGCGGGCGGCUCAGCCUCGUCUUCUUCUCCGGCCCGCACCCAGACACCGUCGUCGAGUGCCUGCCCUCGCCGAAGCUCGCCGGGCCGAAGCGCUAUGCACCGAUCACCGCGUACGCGCACGUCGAGGAGAAGAUGCGCGCCGCCACCGCCGCAGCCGCGCCCGCCGCCGAAGGCGAGGAUGCCACGCCUUUGAGCGUGCAGCCGUCGUCGCAUACCACACCUGCUUCGCCAGCGUGGGCGUCGACUGUUCCUCGCGGCGACAUUCGCGCUGUGAUCUCACUGCGAGGCUGCCGCGCCAACGUAUCUUCGACAUAUCAGCGCCAAACAUUUGCAGCGCUGGAGCCGAUCUGGACCGCGGCGCUAGCCAGUCGCUUCUUGCACGCCCUCGACCGGCAGCUCUGGUCGCGGCGAGCUGAGAUUGCACCGCCCGGCUGGACAUUUCUGGCCGUGCCGUGGAGCUUCUUGUUCGACCCGAACAUCCCGGCUGCUGUGCGGCCCAGCCAGAUCUUCGCGGCGCUGGACCGGCUGUGGCGCCAGCUGUCGUGGCGAACCGAGCGGCACUUCACGGUGAUGGUGCAGUCGCACCUCGAGCAGGCGCGCGCCACGAUGCAGCGCCGGCACUUCGAGCCGAUGGACUUCAGCCAGGUGGUCGUCUUCGACUCGCGGCUCACCGCUCUCGGGUCGAGCGCGCCUCGAAGCGAGAGGGCAGGCAGCGCCCGCGCCCGGAUCCCCGUGCCCCUUCUCCACGGGGCGCCGCUGCCUGGCUUGCGGCCGGCGGCGGCGCGAGCGGCGCCGGAGAAGCGAGGAGGGGUCCUCUUUUGGGCGGGCGGGUGCCACGCGCGCGUGCGCUGCGGCUUGCGAGCCGCCGUCGAGGCGUCGGGCGCUCCUGCGGCGGCGGUGCGCAGGUGCGGUGCGCGGGUGUCAGCGGAGGAGCUCUUGCGCCAGCUGCAGAACGCGACUUGGGCGCUGGCGCCGCGCGGCACGUACAACGCAAACUACAUGUGGGGCGAGGCGGUCGCUGCAGGCGCACUCCCCAUCUUCCUGUGGGGCCGGGAGGCUAAGUGCACCGGCACGACGGCGUGCGGCUGCCCUGCGAGCGGCGCCCCACACCCGUCGGCCCUGCCUGAGCGGUCGCUUGGAACCGCCUCGCGCGUGGCGGCACAGCCGGCGAGGCCGCCCCUCGCGGCGUACCUGCCGUAUUCGGACCUCGUCGACUGGGACAUGAUCGGCCUCAGCUUGUACAGCGACCAGGUCGUGCCGCAGCUCGGGGCGGCGGUGAGAGCUGUCAGUCCGCAGGAGCUGCGCGAUCGGCAGGCGCGCCUCGCGCAGGUCCGCCCGCUCUUUUCGACACACGGGCUCCUCGCCUACGUGCGCUGGCGCUUGUGCGCGUUUGCUAACGACGAUCGCGCCGCAGCGGCGAGCCGCGCCACUCACGGCACACGGCUCACGCAGCACGGUAAGCGGAGAGCUCGCUCCGCAAAAUAA
Emiliania huxleyi CCMP1516 is the source of this 2940-nucleotide messenger RNA. RefSeq lists its product as hypothetical. The record is from RefSeq and is a predicted model, not a curated record. Bases 1 to 2940 code for a protein of 979 amino acids. Gene Ontology annotation, molecular function: dioxygenase activity. The transcript is spliced from 3 exons. NCBI's taxonomy places the organism in Eukaryota, Haptophyta, Isochrysidales, Noelaerhabdaceae.